UGUGUCCUUCGGUCACAAUAUCAGUCAAUCAAUUUGAGAUGGAGCAAGAAAGAGGAGGAAUUGUUUAGCAAUUGGAAUUACUGAAUUGAGUCAAAAUGUCUGCUUCAUUACUGUCCAAGCGUUCAAUGUCCAUGUCGGACCAGCAAGAAGCGCGACAGUCACUACUUCGUGCAGUAAAAAAGGAGGUGAAGCAGAUAAUGGAGGAAGCGGUGACUCGUAAAUUUGUCCAUGAGGAAAGCAGCAGUAUUACCUCCCUUUGUGGGGCAGUUGAAGCAUGUUUACUCCAUGGGCUACGGAAGCGAGCACUGGGCCUCUUUAAAUUCAGCAAUACAACAGCAUUAUUACAGAAGGUUUCCAAAUCAUUUGAGCCGGCCAUGUCUGUUGUCAAACUGGUCAGCGAGAUUGAGCUAAACAAUGACUCUUCAAGAAAAUCACUGGAUACAAACAAAAAUCAAACCAAACGUCAGACCUCAACUAUCUCAUUUAGCCCAAAAUAUCUCUGGAUACGGGUUGCCAUAUUUGAAAAACAGCUUGCCAAAAUACUUGACUACCUGGUACAGAAUAACAGCAAAUACUAUGAAGCCUUUGCAUUGAUAUCAGAUCCUGUAGAUGGCCCGAUAUUGGCAUCUUUAUUAGUUGGACCAUGUGCUCUAGACUAUACAAAGAUGAAAACCUCUGAUCAUUUCUGGACAGACCCUCCUGCUGAUGAGCUCGUGCAGAGACACAGAAUCCACUCUGGAGGUCAUCACAUGACCUCUGGUGCAGGGUCACCAGGCUCACCUAAACGACCUGGCCUACAGGUAAGGCCGCAGCAGUUUCGGCGAAACCAGAGUAGCAGUAGUGAGGAAAGUUCCAAAAGUUUCCACUUGUCGGCGCGGGAAUAUGUGGAAUCUCUGCAUCAGAACUCGAGAACGACCUUACUGUAUGGAAAGAACAAUGUCUUGGUUCAGCCGAAAGAAGGUGUAGAGGCCCUACCUGGGUAUUUAUCAUUACAUCAAACUGUAGAGGGCCUCACCAUCAUGUGGACUCCAAAUCAGUUAAUGAAUGGUUGCUGUGAGGUCAAGGAUGAGGACUUGGACAGAAGUAUACUUUGGGAUUAUGCAUUGACCAUAUUUCUGGAUGAAAUAGUCUACAUACACUGCCAUCAGCAACCGGACUGCCGAGGUACAAUUGUUCUGGUUGGCCAGGACGGUGUACAGCGGCCUCCCAUCCAUUUUCCCAAGGGAGGACACCUGUUAGCAUUCUUGUCAUGUUUGGAGACAGGGUUACUUCCCCAUGGGCAGCUGGAUCCACCAUUGUGGUCACAACGCGGUAAAGGCAAAGUUUUUCCAAAGUUGAAACGGAAGGGGAGUAGAUUGUCUAACCUGUCAUCAAGUAGUAAGGAGGGAAGCACUAGCUCUACAUCAAGUACGAGUACCGAUUUGGAGGAAGAGGCCACUGAUUAUGUAUUUAGAAUUGUGAAGGUUUUCAAACCAGACAAUAUACCACCAGAAGUGUUAGAUCCAAAAGCUAAAUUUCGCCCAGCAGAUUUACUACCAUGGGCGCUCACACGGAUACCCAGAGGUCCGAGCCCACUAGCCCAAAACACAGUGCAAACUUACGCAAUGGUACAAGAGGAGCAGAACAAUACAUGUUUGACACGCGUUGGUAGUACGCAAAGGCAAGGAAACACGAUAAAACAGUUGUGUGAUACAAUGAGAAAGCAGAUCAUCUCCAGGGCAUUUUAUGGAUGGUUAGCCCACUGUAGGCACUUAAAGACUGUGAGAACACAUCUGUCUGGGCUGGUACUACAUAGAAUAUUUCCUGUUGAUCAACCAUACGAUGCAUCCAAAGGUCUCACACAAGAGGUCUGGUCACAGAUGGGAAAAUUUGGAACGGUAACAGGAUACCCUGAAGUAUUUAGGCUUGUGUACUAUGGUGGAAUAGAGCACAGUAUCAGGAAGGAGGUUUGGCCAUACUUGCUAGGGCAUUACAAGUUUGACAGCAGCCCCGAAGAUAGAGACUAUCUUGAUAAGAAAACACAAAAUUUAUAUGAACGGACAAUGUCCGAAUGGUUAGCCGUGGAGGCUAUUGUUAGACAAAGGGAGAAAGAAAUUAUGGCAGCUAACUUGGCCAAAAUGUCAUCAGAGAGCACAGAUGGUAAUAUUCCUUUAGUGCGAAAAGACUCGAGUCUUGAUAAUGACGUGUUUUUAUCACAGAGUUUUGAUUCUGAUGAGUUUUCUCAUCCGGACACUGUUCCUGAAGAAAGUAGUGCAACAGGAACUACUUGUUGUACACCAGACAGAAAACAGAGUAUGGAUUUACAUUUUGAAUUGAGUGAUAAGAUCACACAGACAGAUUCUUUCUCUGUGAUCGAGAAACGUGAAUAUUUAACGUCAUACACCACAGAUAGUCCCGAUGACGGGUUAGGAGACUCAAUAGCAAGACAAAGUUCCCAGGAACGACUUAAACUCGAUUCAGCAGGUGAUUCAGAAAGCACAGACACUUCUAAAUUUGACAGAGAGUGUAGUAUUGAACGGCAAGGACUAACAAAAUUUUCAGCAGGAAGUUCCGGUGUUGAGGAAGAUGCUGAAAAUGAAGCAGACGAUGAAGGUGAAGAGGAUGAAGAUGAAGGAGACCAAGAAGAAGAAAUGGAACAAGAUGACGGGGAAGAUGUUAUGUUGGUUGUAUCACAGGAUUCCACAGAGAAGGAAGAAGAUAAAGCCUCACAGGUCACUGUAAUGGUUGAUGGUGGAGAAACACCUGUUGUUGAUGAACGUGUGAGGCAAUUAUCAACUUCCAAAGAGAGUUUAAUGUCCCCAGCCUCACCAGCAUCCAAUGGAGGAAUCUAUGCUCCGGAACUUUUGGACAAUGUGGCACUUAAUCUGCACCGUAUUGAUAAGGAUGUACAGAGAUGUGACAGAAACUACUGGUACUUUACGCCCGAUAAUCUUGAGAAACUUCGUAACAUCAUGUGCACGUAUGUAUGGGAGCAUCUAGAUGUUGGUUAUGUACAGGGCAUGUGUGAUCUAUUGGCACCAUUGCUUGUCAUCAUUGAUGAUGAGGCAAAGACUUACAGCUGUUUCUGUGAAUUAAUGAAGAGAAUGUGCAGCAACUUCCCACACGGAGGAGCAAUGGACACACACUUUGCAAAUAUGAGAUCUCUAAUACAGAUAUUAGAUUCAGAAUUGUUUGAGCAUAUGCAUCACCAUGGCGACUAUACACAUUUCUAUUUUUGCUACAGAUGGUUUUUGCUUGACUUUAAAAGAGAAUUUGUAUAUAAUGACAUCUUUCUCAUAUGGGAGACAAUCUGGGCAGCCAAGUACAUCAGCUCGGCCAACUUUGUCUUGUUUAUAGCACUGGCUAUGGUAGAGUACUACAGAGAUAUUAUCCUAGACAAUAACAUGGACUUUACAGAUAUUAUCAAAUUCUUUAAUGAAAUGGCAGAGAGGCAUGAUGCCAGACAGGUUCUGAAGAUUGCACGAGAACUCAUCCUGCGACAACAAACUCUCAUCGACAACAAGUGAUGAGUGAUUAACAGCAGGUGAUGAAUUGAUUGGUAACCAGUGAUGAUUAAUUGACAGUGAUAACUGAUGUGACAGCUGAUUACUGAAGGAAACAAGAUUGUAUUUUCAUUCAGCACAAAUUUUAUUGAAUUGAUGCAGAAUGUUUAUCUUCCAAUCUGUCUGAUACAUGGCAGGAAGCAUUUUACAGUUUGGAAUUAAAGCAGUAUUUUUUGUUCAACUACGUAUUUUCUAGGCAAAUGUGUUCCUGGAAAUUUGUCCCAGUUUAAAUAGGACAGAUGAUUUUUCACCAGAUCAGUGCAAUACUCCAGCUAAAAAUUACAAAUCAUGCAUUUAAAAUGGCAUGCUUACAAAGUUAACUGAUUAACUUGCAUUAUAUGCUUAUUUUUUCUUGAAAAAAAUAAAAAAGAAACAAACUAACGUUUCUACCUCACAAACACAACAAGCUUGAGAGCAAUUGUAUUUUUAAAAAUAACUUUAAAUUCACUGAAUAGUAGAGAUCUUUUUCUUAACUUGGGCCCAUUUCCUUCUUCACACCAGUUAAAACAUCUCUAUAGUAUGACACAUAAAAAAUGAUUUUUGAAGCUACUACUGCCUCCUGCACAUUCUUUUACUGUCAUAUCUUAUAACUGUAUUAUUUUCAGCAUACAUUUAUUUUCAGAGAUAUGCAAUUAAAUUGUCAGAUCAGCAUUAAAUCAUUUUUAAAUUUUUUUUUUUUUGCUGAAAAGUACUAAGAAAUGCUUCUGUUCACAUAUGCUAUUGCUAUCUUUAAUUCAUGUUAUGACUAUUCUAAACAACUUUUUGACAUCAGUUUUAGAAUUUUUUGUACAGCAGUUAAUGUCUUAUACAAAUGUAAACGUGCAAGUUCAAAAAUGCUAAAUUAUGACCAGAAAUGAUUCUAAAUUUCAUUUUUGAGCACAUUAUAUCUAAAGUCAGUUUCAUUUGUGAACACAGUGAUAUCUAAAGUCAGUUUUAUUUUUGAACACAGUAUAUCUAAAGUCAGUUUUAUUUUUGAACACGGUAUAUCUAAAGUCAGUUUCAUUUUUGAAAACAGUAUAUCUAAAGUCAGUUUCAUUUUUGAACACAGUAUAUCUAAAGUCAGUUUUAUUUUUGGACACAUUAUAUCUAAAGUCAGUUUCAUUUUUGGACACAGUAUAUCUAAAGUCAGUUUUAUUUUUGAAAACAGUAUAUCUUAAGUCAGUUUCAUUUUUGAACACAGUAUAUCUAAAGUCAGUUUUAUUUUUGAAAACAGUAUAUCUGAAGUCAGUUUAUUUUUGAACACAGUAUAUCCAAAGUCAGUUUCAUUUUUGAAAACAGUAUAUCUGAAGUCAGUUUCAUUUUUGAACACAGUAUAUCUAAAGUCAGUUUUAUUUAAUUCUUAGGGCAUAUUUUCUGGAAGUAUGACAUGUAACCUACCUUCCUGACCAGAUGAUGUGAAUAUAGUUUUGUUUUUAUGUGUUUUAUUCUUCUGAACAUGGGACCAGUUUAAUAGAUUUAUUUAUUUUCAUAUUUCUUUGACAAUGUCAAAAUGAUCAAAUUGUUCUUUUCCAGACAUUAUGUAUAAUAUUAUUAUGAUAGUUCAUGUUACAUUGAUUUUGCAUAAUUUAAUUUAUUGCAAAUUACAGAACUUUUUAGUAGUUAAAGAUGUAAAUUUAAAGAGAAAAAUUGUGUGUUUUUUUAAGUUUCCACAAACCAAAAUUUUCCACAUAUGUGAUGGAACUAUAUGCUACUAAAUGUUUGAAAAAUAGUUAUAUUUUCACCGGGUUUACUUACUGUACUUACUGUAUUAUGUAACAUGUACAUGCCCCACAAUAAUAAAACUGUAGGUAUAUUGCAGCCCAGUGAAUUAUUUAUUGAACAUAUACUUAACCCUGAAGUUUUCAGAAUGUGAUUAAAAUAUUAAUUUGUAGUUUUAUAUGUUUCACUUUUGUUAAAGAAAAGGAAUGUCAUAAUAUUCUUACAAACAAGCAUAUCAGCAUUUUUUUCGUUGGUAUAUUAACCUAUGACUUUGGACUAUUAUUGAUACAAUUUUUUUCUAUGAGAACUGUAAUAUUAUAUUUUUUGUGUCCUCCCCCCUUCCCCCACACUUUUCUGUCUGUCUUUCCUUCCAUUCAAAUUUGUGUCAAGCAUAACUCAAAAAGUUUUUGACCGAAAGACAUCAAACCUGACAGGAUUGUUAUUUGGCAUGUGAAGUUGUACACCAGAUGUUUUAACUAGGAAUUCACACAUCACUACCAGAGUUAUGGUCCUUGACUUUGUCAAAAAUAUGCAUAAAAAAGGGCAUACAGGUUUGUGUUGCAUGUAUCUUUAAAAGUAUUUUACUUAAGAUUAGAAACAUUACAGGAAUAUUAUCCACCAUGUAAAGUUGAGAACCUUACAUUUUGUUCAGACCAGUGUUAUGGCCCUUGACUUAGUAAAAAAAUGCAUAAAAUGGCAUAAAAGUUAGUGUCGCACCUAUCAUAAAACGUGUUUGACCUAUCAAAAGAAUAUUAUUCAGCAUGUGAAGUUGUGCAACUGGGGUUUUGUUCCACAUUUCUGUCAUUCAGACCAGAAUUAUGGCCCUUAAUUGCUAAAAAUAUGCAUAAAAGGCAUACAAGUUUGUGACGCAUGUAUGUCAAACAAUAUUUAACUUAAGAGUCAUAAAAAAUAUAAGAGGAUUGUUAUAUAGCAUGUGAAGUUUUGCACUUUGUGUUCUGUUUGGAAUUCCACUCAACCAGAUCAGUGUUAUGGUUCUUGACUUACUGAAAAACAUACAUAAAGUGCUUAGAAGUGUUUUAUGUUGCAUACAUCUCAAAAAAUAUUUCCCUGUAGUCAUGAAACUACUUAGGAAUAUUAUUCAGCAUUUCAAUAUUUUACUCUUGAGUAGGGGGUGGGGUGGAGGAAAGGGCACCAAUGACACACAUUUAGUUUAUACAGUUAAACACUGUUUGCCUCAACAUGGAUAGCUCAAGCUCCUGGGUACACUCUAACAAUCAUCAACCUUAUUUCUUACAUGUUUUAAUGAGGACUACUCAAAUCCCGACAAUAUUCAAACAUUUUGCUCAUCCCUAGGUGACCUCAAGUCUUGCUGUAAUUAGUCUGGUUUUACAUUUAAAAUUUAUCAGGUAAUGUCAUGGGUACUGUAUAUACUCGCAUAUAAGGCAGAUCACUUGUAAGACACGGUCCCAAAUUUACACCAAAAAUCGGCAGUAUUUUACUAAGACCAUCUUAUAAGACGGGUUCAAUUUUCUUUUUUAGCUCAUCUGAUUUUUUGAAAAAAAAUGAUGAGUUAUUGUCAUCACUUGAGCGGUUGUCGGCGUCGGCGUCGGCGUCUGCGUCGGCGUUGCCUGGUUAAGUUUUAUGUUUAGGUCAGCUUUUCUCCUAAACUAUCAAAGCUAUUGCUUUGAAACUUGGAAUACUUGUUCACCAUCAUAAGCUGACCCUGUAUAGCAAGAAACAUAACUCCAUCUUGCUUUUUGCAAGAUUUAUGGCCCCUUUUGUACUUAGAAAAUAUCAGAUUUCUUGGUUAAGUUUUAUGUUUAGGUCAACUUUUCUCCUAAACUAUCAAAGCUAUUGCUUUGAAACUUGGAAUACUUGUUCACCAUCAUAAGCAGACCCUGUACAUCAAGAAACAUAACUCCAUCUUGCUUUUUGCAAGAUUUAUUGCCCCUUUUGGACUUAGAAAAUCAGUUUUCUUGGUUAAGUUUUAUGUUUAGGUCAGCUUUUAUCCUAAACUAUCAAAGCUAUUGCUUUAAAACUUGCAACACUUGUUCACCAUCAUAAGUUGACCCUGUAUAGCAAGAAACAUAACUCUGUCCUGCUUUUUGCAAGAUUUAUGGCCCCUUUUGGACUUAGAAAAUAUCAGAUUUCUUGGUUAAGUUUUAUGUUUAGGUCAAGUUUUUCUCUUAAACUAUCAAAGCUAUUGCUUUGAAACUUGCAACACUUGUUCACCAUCAUAAGCUGACCCUGUACAGCAAGCAACAUAACUCCAUCCUGCUUUUUGCAAUAGUUAUUGCCCCUUUUGGACUUAGAAAAUCAUUUUCUUGGUUGAGUAUUAUGUUUAAGUCAACUUAUCUCAUAAACUAUCAAAGCUAUUGCUUUAAAACUUGCAACAGUUUUUCACCAUCAUAAGUGGACACUGUACAACAAGAAACAUAACUCUAUCCUGCUUUUUGCAAGAAUGAUGGCCCUUUUUAGACUUAGAAAAUCAAGGGUAGGACAAUAUUUCUAUUACACAAAAAAAAUCAGAUGAGCGUCAGCACCCGCAAGGCGGUGCUCUUGUUUUUAAUUUGUGGGACCUUUCGUCAUCAUCUUUGAACUAUUGCAUUUGUAACUGUGUAUGUUCAUUUCCUUAUGACCAUUAAAUGUUUAAAUGAUUUUGGCAUUUUCAAAAUUAUAAUGUUUAACUUUCUGCUCUUUAUACAGGGUUAAAUAAUUUCAUUUCUGUAAAAAAAAAUCAAAAAAAUCUGUAUUUUGUUGUGUGGAAUCUCCUGCAUUUUGGGUGGUACAUUGCACAUCCAGUGUGGAAUCUCCUGUAUUCUGUAUGGAAUCUCCUUAAUUUUGAAUAUUAUAUAUUAAGUUUGUGUAAUCUCUUCAUUAGAUAUAGAAUCUUGUGUAUUAAAUAAUCAGUUUUGUUAAGUUGGCCACUAUCAGUUAAUUGCUAGAUGGAAAAUUGCUCAUUUUCACAUUUUAAAUCUGAUGUCAGUUUUAUGUUAUAUCCUGUUCUUCUUUUUAAUACCAUUUUGUCAAACAACAUUUUGGAUUUCUUUUUUUUCUUUUCUGUCUGAAGUUUUGGAGCAAACAAAAGACUGAUGUUACAAUGAAAGAAAUUAAAAAGACAACAACAUGGGUUUGCUGACUGUAAUUAGAUAAAAACAUUGGUCAAGAUGCAUAUGAAUGGUGUAUUUUGAAACCUACUGAAAGCAGAAAGUAAAUCAGUAAAAAUCACAGUAUUACUUGCUAAGGCAUUUUUACAAGACUGUUAAUCAAUAUAAGUAACAUGACUGCUUGAUAAGGCAUUUUACAAGAAUGUUAAUCAGUAAAAGUCACAUUAUUACUUGCUAAGGCAUUUUUGUUAAUCAAUACAAGUAACGUGACUGCUUGAUAAGGCAUUUUACAAGAAUGUUCAUCAGUAAAUGCCACAUGAUUACUUGAUAAGUGUUAAUUAGUAAAAGUCACAUUAUUACUUGCUAAGGCAUUUUUACAAGAAUGUUAAUCAAUAUAAGUAACAUGACUGCUUGAGAAGAAUUUUAAUCAGUAAAAUCACAUAAUUACUUGAUAAGGCAUUUUACAAGAAUGUUUAGUCACAUAAUUACUUGACAAGGCAUUUUACAAGAAUGUUUAUCAGUAUAAGUCACAUGAUUACUUGACAAGGCAUUUUACAAGAAUGUGUAGUCACAUAAUUACUUCACAAGGCAUUUUACAAGAAUGUUUAUCAGUAUAAGUCACAUGAUUACUUGACAAGGCAUUUUACAGUGUCAUUUAGCAGUUAACUGAUGGUGGCCUUCUGACUUGUAUAUUUAUUGUUAUCCCACCGAAUUCCAAAACAAAAUGUUAUGAAUCAGGGCAUGUGCAAUAGUAUUUAUUUAUAUAUCAAUGCAAAUGUAGUUUAUUAGUUUUGUGUUAUUUGCUCAACUGAGCAGUAUGUCUGAAAAGAGCUUUUUUCUGAUCACAUUUUGUUUGGCAUAAUUCGUAUUUUUGUAUAUUCAUUACGAUUUGUCUCAUGUUGUUGUAAUCCAUGUGGACAUACAAGCCCUGACCAAUGCCAGAUCUUAUCCCACUUUAUAUAUUUACCUAUAUAAGUUCUGUCCAAAAUGCGGCUUGUAUUUCACAAGUAAAUAUGAACAGGCAGAAAAAAAAUCCGUAUUGUACCUUUUGUAUUGUAUGUUGCUGGACUACUUUCAUUGAAUUUGCAUGACCUGACACAGUUCUAUAAGUAGCACACAUAGAAACUACACUUGGUCCUGUUUUAACUUCAAUAAACAUUGAAGAUUUCGUUUGAUAACAAAACAACAAACAAAAAGGUGCAGGUAUAUAAUAAAAGGGUCAUUAUAACAUUAGCUAGUUCUGGGAUUUUGUAUUUGGCUGUUACGGAUUUUGCCAGGUGGGAAUCACACUCGGCACUUGUGUGCCUCGUUUGAUCGGACUUGGCAAAAUCAUUCUUUCAUGUUUCAGUGUCUACAUAACUUGAAUUUUGGUGAAGUCUUUUACAAGUUGGUUGAAAUCAUUUUAUUGUGAUAUAAGAAGGAUUAUUAUAAAAUCUUUCCAAUACAGAGGGGUGUAAGACAAGGGUGCCCAUUCUCACCUCUACUCUUCAUAUCUAUUCAAUUCUUAGCAGUUAUAUCAACAUUGAUAAUUCUAUAAGGGUGUGACCAGUUAUGAUGAAAUUAAGGAAGCGCAUUUGGUGUAUUUUGCUACCUUCUAAAACAAUAGUGAACGUAACUGAUUUGUACUGAAUGAAACUCAUGUCAGUAUAUUGUAAUUAUUAAUCAUCUUUAAGUCAAUCUUAAAUAUUUUUAGAGAUUGUUUUUUACUUAAUUGGAAAUGAAUGAAAUUAUAUCACAUAAUACUUUAGUUACUUGAAUUAAAUUUUAAGCUCCGAAAAUGUUAUUCUAAAGACUAUUACAUUUUGGUCCUAAACCACUUCCUAAAAGUGCAUAUUUAAUCAUAUGUAGAAGAGAAAGUGUUUAGAUCUAUUUGUAGUGGCUGUCCUAUAGACAAUCCCAGAAAUUGAUAACACACGAAUUACUUCCCCUGAAUACCUCAGUUGGAAGACUAGUCUGGUAAAGUAUUGCAUGUUACAAGUGAAAAAGUGAUAAAAUUUAUCAUCGGAGGCCCAGCAUAUAGAUCUGGACAAGUUUUAAGGUUGUGAGACCUGAUAAGUUGUUUGACUUUAAAAGAAUAUCUGCCAAAUAGAGAUUAUUUAUUUUUGUAUCUUUAUUUUACAUUCAAGAUGAAAUUUAUUAUUCAUUUUUACAUUUGAGUUUAAAAUUUAUUCUUUGUAUGUUGUUGCAAUGCUUGCAGAUUUUAGACUGGACAGGUUAGUGACGCUAAGUUAUAUUUCAUCUUGUCAUAGUUUUCUUCUAUUAUUUGUCACAUUUUGACUGAUGAAGUGAAGUAAGGAUAAAAUGUUUGAUUGUCAUUAAUAUCAUCGUAGUUUACGCAGUUAAAUGUAAAAUGAAUGUUUGACAUAGUCCAGCUAGGUGAUGUAAACUGUUGCGGUCAUAAGCACUAAAGCUGUGUUUAUAUAGGUAACCGGUAUAAGAAAAAUCUGAGGUGGGGACUGCAUUUAAACAUAACAACAACAAAAGUGAAAACUGGUAAUGAAAAACUUUAAGCUCACCUGCAGAAUCUUGAGUGUAUUCACCAUUUCAAAAAUGUCUAUAAAUGCUUUACCCAUGGGAUAAAUUAAAAUGUCAAUAUACUUAUACCAAAGCUCCAUUACAUGUAUAUAAAACAUAGAUUCUUUUUUUUUUUUUUAGCUCGCCUGUCACAAAGUGACAAGGUGAGCUUUUGUGAUCGCGCAAUAUCUGUCGUCCGUCGUCCGUCCCUCCGUGCGUAAACUUUUGCUUGUGACCACUCUAGAGGUCACAUUUUUCAUGGGGUCUUUAUGAAAAUUGGUCAGAAUGUUCACCUUGAUGAUAUCUAGGUCAAGUUUGAAACUGGGUCACGUGCGGUCAAAAACUAGGUCAGUAGGUCUAAAAAUAGAAAAACCUUAUGACCUCUCUAGAGGCCAUAUAUUUCACAAGAUCUUCAUGAAAAUUGGUCAGAAUAUUCACCUUGAUGAUAUCUAGGUCAAGUUCGAAAGUGGGUCACGUGCCGUCAAAAACUAGGUCAGGUCAGAUAAUAGAAAAACCUUGUGACCUCUCUAAAGGCCAUAUUUUUCAAUGGAUCUUUAUGAAAAUUGGUCUGAGUGUUCAUCUUGAUGAUAUCUAGGUCAAGUUCGAAACUGGGUCAUGUGCUGUCAAAAACUAGGUCAGUAGGUCUAAAAAUAGAAAAACCUUGUGACCUCUCUAGAGGCCAUACUUGUGAAUGGAUCUUCAUAAAAACUAGUCAGAAUUUUCAUCUUGAUGAUAUCUAGAUCAGGUUCGAAAGUGGGUCACGUGCCCUCAAAAGUAGGUCAGUAGGUCAAAUAAUGAAAAAACGUUUUGACCUCUCUGGAGGCCAUAUUUUUCAUGGGAUCUGUAUGAAAGUUGGUCUGAAUGUUUAUCUUGAUAAUGUAUAGGUCAAGUUUAAAACUGGGUCAACUGUGAUCAAAAACUAGGUCAGUAGGUCUUAAAAUAGAAAAACCUUGUGACCUCUCUAGAGGCCAUACCCUUGAAUGGAUCUUCAUGAAAAUUGGUCAGAAUGUUCACCUUGAUGAUAUCUAGGUCAGAUUUGAAACUGGGUCACAUGCCAUCAAAAACUAGGUCAGUAGGUCAAAUAAUAAAAAAGCCUUGUGACCUCUUUAGAGGCCAUACUUUUCAUGGGAUCUGUAUGAAAGUUGGUCUGAAUCUUCAUCUUGAUGAUAUCUAGGUCAGGUUUGAAACUGGGUCAACUGCGGUCAAAAACUAGGUCAGUAGGUCUAAAAUAAAAAAAUCUUUUGACCUUUCUAGAGGCCAUAUUUUUCAAUGGAUCUUCAUGAAAAUUGGUCUAAAUGUUCACCUUGAUGAUAUCUAGGUCAGUUUUGAAACUGGGUCACGUGCGGUCACAAACUAGGCCAGUAUAUAUAAAAAUAGAAAAACCUAGAGACCUCUCUAGAGGCCAUAUUUUUCAUGAGAUCUUCAUGAAUUAGUGAGAAUGUUCACCUUGAUGAUAUCUAGGUCAAGUUCAAAACAGGGUCACGUUCCUUCGAAAACUAGGUCAAUAGGUCAAAUAAUAGAAAAAACCUUGUGACCUCUCUAAAGGCCAUAUUUUUCAAUGGAUCGUCAUGAAAAUUGGUCAGAAUUUUUAUCUUGAAGAUAUCUAGGUCAAGUUCAAAACUGGGUCACAUGAGCUGAAAAACUUGGUCACUAUGUCAAAUAAUAGUAAAAUCGACAUCAUACUCAAAACUUGGUCAUGUGGAACAGGUGAGCGAUUCAGGACCAUCAUGGUCCUCUUGUUUUUAAAAGGGGGGAAAAAAUAUCAUUUUACCUAAAACAUGAUUCGGUCUCUUUGGUUAAAGACUCGAUGCAGUUAGAAAAUUUGUAUGUUUAUUAUCUCAGUUUUAGCACAGUUUCUCCUUAAUUGUAUAUUUAUUACGGUCAUGAUGAACUGGAGCAAUAAAAUUAGAUUUCAUGUAAGUAAUUCUAAGGGGCUUAAAAGGGCUUGAAAUACACAUAAGGCAAAUGUAGUGUUUUCAGACAUGUCAACUGGAAUUACAUACAAAGUGUAAUGAAACAGAUAGCAUUGCAGCUGUUUAUUUGGUAAAAAAAUCUUAAAGUAAAAACAAUGGAAUAAUAUAAACCUAUAAUGUAUCGUUUGUUUUAUAGCCGUUAUUGUGAUCAUUAUGACAUAAUCAUUGAAUGUAUAAAUUGUUGAGAAUUAUAAAAGAAAAUAAACAUGGUUAUCAUUGUAA
Messenger RNA from Mercenaria mercenaria, 13017 nucleotides. Its product is annotated as small G protein signaling modulator 1-like. NCBI's taxonomy places the organism in Eukaryota, Metazoa, Mollusca, Bivalvia, Venerida, Veneridae. The record is from RefSeq and is a predicted model, not a curated record. The transcript has 23 exons. Gene Ontology annotation, molecular function: GTPase activator activity. The coding region runs from base 96 to 3506 and encodes 1136 amino acids. Gene Ontology annotation, biological process: activation of GTPase activity.